This is a messenger RNA of Hylaeus anthracinus, 1902 nucleotides long. RefSeq names its product HMG box-containing protein 4. Bases 179 to 1516 code for a protein of 445 amino acids. NCBI's taxonomy places the organism in Eukaryota, Metazoa, Arthropoda, Insecta, Hymenoptera, Colletidae. The transcript is spliced from 5 exons. The record is from RefSeq and is a predicted model, not a curated record.
AUGUGCAGUAGUGCCCUCCAGUUUUCUCCAUGGCAGUUGUUUUUAAAAACGUCACACGAAUAAAACGAAGGAUUCCACGGAUUUAACGAAGGAGUUUAGCUCCCGUAAAAGGGAAAAAAAACGAAAUUUCGUCAGAUGAGCACUUUUUGUAAGGUCGAAAAAAGCUCGCUGUGCCGCGAUGCAAACUAACGUUCGUAAGCCCGCGAAAUCCGAGAAGACGCCACGGCGCAAGAAGCUCGCCACGGAGCAACAGAGCGCCGCUAUGGAUAUGUUCGUAACACCGAAACGUCAAAAGAGUGACGAUCUAGAGGUCACUGGUAUCUCCCGCAGUGGCCGUGUCAGAAAGAAAUCAUCCAAACUCGUUGACUUUGAAUCACCAGAUGAUUUUACGGAUAAGAAGUACAAACUACAGAAGGUUCAGCAAUUACAAGCUCAACAACUGUUGGACAGAUAUGAGACGCAGCAUAUGUCACCCAGCCAUUCCAUACAACAUGGAAGUGGUGGGAGGCAGAGGAAAAAUUCUAGUUCCAGUUCCGGACAGCAAAGAAUCAAAACAGAGACAUUGUCCGAUAACGAAGGCCAGUCGUCUGGAUCUGAAUCUGACGAUCCAAGUGGACUGAACGAAUAUGAAAGAUACAGUAUGGAUUCUGUGAGUGACGAUGACAUAGAUCCUCUCAUGAUAGAUGACAGAGAGGCAGGAUUCAGAAAGCUCGAACCACCUGGUCAGGAAACUCCUUCACAAGCGAACAGUUUGUACAUGCUUGAGAAAUGUAAAAAAAAACUGAUUAUCAAAGAUGGGAAAAUAAUUGGUAGAAUGAAGGCACAGCGAAAAGACAAAGGGAAAACAAGAUUCACCGCUUACAUGUUGUGGGCUAAAGAGAUUAGGCAAGAGUUACUCGAGCAAUGUCCUUACAUGGAUUUUGCAGCUAUUUCUAAACGUUUAGGAGAACUGUGGGCUACGGUUCCGAAUCUGGAAAAGUAUAACUGGCGCAGACGCGCGAAACGCUUGGCAGCGAAGCCUCACUCUUUACCACCGAGUAAAGAUGAGCCAGUUUGGAAAAUGCCGCCGCCAGCCUCGCGAAAAAAGUUCAUUAACAAAAUUGGUAAUGGGAAAGAGCAAAAACCAGCUACCUCGAAAAAGACUAUACAGCUAGGCCUACCGUCCGUUGUAGGAAACGUACCAGUGUCUCCACCGUCGAAUCGAACAGGGAAAGACUUGGUUAACGAGCCCAUGAUAGGCACAGGAAUGUACAAAGUUGUUGGAACACAGCCUAUAGACGUAGCUGCCCAUUUAAAGCUUCUUGGCGAGAGUUUGACCAUCAUUGGCGAACGAUUGAAAGAACACGACGGGCAGAUAGCUGUUUCGGGCAGUCUGUCGGUUCUCCUGGACUCUUUACUCUGCGCUCUAGGUCCCCUGAUCUGUCUCACCCAACAGAUCCCAGAAACCAACGGAGCCAAACACGAAACACUCUCUCAAAUGCUCGACAAUAUCGCCUACCUUAUGCCUGGUUUAUAAUGCAUGGAAAACUGGAAAACACUGGAAAACUAUUCUGUAAUAAUCCACACUGUGUAUAUAUAUGUAUAUAUAUGGAGGAUUGUAUCAAAUAUUGCACAAAGAUACGAACUCGAAAUUUUCGAUGUUAAUUUCUCAUGAAAUUCUGGUAAAAUAUGACGAAACAAAGAAAAAACGCCCUUGUUAAACCCUCUGAGUCUAUAAUUAAUUGUAAUAUGCAGUGGGCAAGAUUUAGAGCUCAACAUUAUUUAUUAAUGUAGAAAUAUAUAAAAACAACGAAUUAAAAGAAUACAGUCAGCGUAAUAAGUAUUUGUACAGGAACCAUUUAUUUUAAAUGGAUUGCUGUACGAAUACCUUUUACAUUGACCGUAUUGGUUUUUCAAAUAUUA